Molecule: messenger RNA, 3801 nt
Organism: Dermacentor andersoni
Lineage: Eukaryota; Metazoa; Arthropoda; Arachnida; Ixodida; Ixodidae
Product: probable RNA-binding protein 46
Molecular function (GO): RNA binding
Source: RefSeq, a predicted model, not a curated record
ACUAUCUGUGAGGGCGAAGCGAAAAAAACAAGCGCGAGUCGUUGCAGAUGUGCUGUAACGCUCAUUGUGCAUUUGGUGGACCUGCAACGACCUGUGGCAAGUGUUAUGUGUUUGGUAUCGGCAGCGUAACUUGCGUAUAAGCUCAUCUGAGUGCGACUUAUAAGCUCAUCAUUUGAAUUAGAUCAUCAGGCAUCACAUAAUUGCAGUUGUCUCACCGUGUUACCGUUAUCCGCUUGUGCGCUUCGUUUUUGGCGCCAUGCUGCCGGGCAGUUUCACGCCGGACCGUUCGCAGCGGGGGGGGUCCGGCGAGCGCGGCUACAACAACCGGCAGCAGCCCGGUCACAGAAGACGGCGAGGCCCUUCCCAGCAGCAGCUCGCCGGGACGCCGUUGCACUACUACUACGCCGACGGCUGCUACUAUCCUCAUCCCGGGGCGAUGCCGGAGUCCGGGAUUCACGGUCCGACGCAGGGCGACGGCCGAUCCAGCUCCGUUGCGGCCGGCCACGAGAGAGCGGGCGGAUCGCAGGGCUCCUCUUCCAGGUCGUCUUCUUUGGCCUCCUGCGCCGCCGACGCCGCGUCCACCAGGAAGUCCGUCUCGGUCCUCCCGCCGAAGGAGAGGCGCCUCCUGACGCUCAUGGACCGGACGGGGUACCCCAUGGUCCAGGACAACGGACAGCGGCGCUACGGGCCGCCGCCCUUCUGGCAGGGCGAGCCGCCCCCGAAGGGCUGCGAGGUGUUCGUCGGCAAGCUGCCCCGCGACUUGUACGAGGACGAGCUGGUGCCCUUCCUGGAGCGGGCCGGCCGGCUGUACGAGGUGCGGCUCAUGAUGGACUUCGCCGGCUCGAACCGGGGCUACGCGUUCGCCACGUACUCGACGCGACGCGAGGCCCGGAUCGCCGUGCGCGACCUCGACGAGCGGGAGAUCCGGCGGGGCCGUCGGGUGGGCGUGUGCGAGUCGCUGGACAACUGCCGCCUGUUCGUGGGCGGCCUGCCGCGCGACAAGAGCCGCGAGGACGUGCUCGAGGAGAUGCGGCGCGUCACCGAGGGCGUGGUGGACGUGAUCCUGUACCCCAACGUGGCGGACAAGACGCGCAACCGCGGCUUCGCCUUCGUCGAGUACGCGGACCACAAGGCGGCCGCGGUGGCCCGCCGACGCAUGAUCCCGGGCAAGAUGACCCUGUGGGGAGGCUACGAGGUGGCCGUCGACUGGGCCGAGCCCGAGCCCAUCGUCGACGACGAGACCAUGAAGAAGGUCAUGGUGCUGUAUGUUCGCAACCUCAUGCUGGGCACCUCCGAGGACGUGAUCCGUGAAGCCUUUUCCCUCGAGGGCCAGCUCAAUGUUGCCAAGGUGAAAAAGAUCCGCGACUUCGCGUUCGUUCAUUACUCAAGCAGAGAAGAUGCAACGUUGGCACUGGAAGCAAUGAAAGGUGCCGAGAUCGAAGGAGCUCAGAUUGAAGUCGCAUGGUCAAAGCCGGUGAACCACUGGAGGCGUUACGAUCGCAUGGCUGGUUCUACAAAGAAAGGCAAAGCACCCCCUCGUGGUAGCAGCCUUUGCGGAGCCCCCGUGAUGAUGCCCUCACCCGUGGCGGCUGUCGGCUAUGGGUUCUACCCACUGGCCCCACACCAUGUCCCACUGCCUAUUGGAUCUGGCAGACCUGGUGGCGAGGACUUAAUGCCCUGUCACAACGGAAGGGCUGCCCUCCCCCAUCGAGGAAAUGCCAGAAUGACAUCACGAUGUCAACAAGUGAUUCAGAUUCUGGUGGACAUGUGUGAAAGGCAAGGAUGGGGUGAGCCUCAGUUCCAGCUGGUCACAGUGAUGAGCUCCGAGUGCAACGCUCCGGACAGCAAUGAAACGCAGACACCGCUUCACUUCUUCAAGGUGACUCUGCCAAACGUCUCGCCACCAAUGUACAAUACCAUCACGCCAAACAAGUUCUGUCGCACUGUCGAAGAAGCCCGGGAGUAUGCUGCCGAGUAUGCCCUCCACCAUUUGCUGCUGAGACUUGAAAUGGGUACUCCUGCCCAGUACCCGCACCUGACGAGCCCAGUGUUCGUGGCUACCCCGGCAGCUGCAGCCCUGGGUCAAGGCUACCCACCGUACACUGCCGUACAACCCAGAGCAGGCUUUUUCCUGAACACAGCUGCGCAGCCAGUCUACAUUCCUGCCUAUUACAGCACGACGUAUUGAUGUGCCGUGCACCUCUGGGACUGGCUUCAUCAGGAUCUCAAGUUUCUCGCGGUGCCCUGCAUUCCUUUACGGGGCACCAGAGAGGCGUAGCCACCUAGCCGUGCUUUUGGUUGAGCCAUCGAAACUCGUAUGCAGGGUGUCUCACGGGAGAUUUUUCACGGAUUAUUAAACAUAACGCAGUACAGAAUAGCAGAAAAACUUUUUUUCGGCAAUCUCUUGGCAGUGCACAUUGGAACCUAUGUGAUAAUCGGAUAUAAGUUUACUGAAAGUCAAACUAACUCCUUAAUGAACAACUAUAGGGGUGCAUUGUUGCUUCAACAUUUUCAAAAUUGGGAAGUUUGCCAGUACAUAAAAGUAGUUCAUUUCAGACAAUCCUGCGACCAGUGUCGGGUUAGCGAAAUGCGUGCUCAAAAUAUGCGGCAGAAUUUCAUUGCUGUAACCAGUGGGAAGUUUUCCUUUAGCUGUGUCCAUUGCAGUGUAAACCGUGUGGAAAAAAUGAAGAAAUGUCUAAAUGGAGUAGCAAUGCACUCUGAACACAUAUUUAUAAGAACUGGUGCUAGGUGGAGGAUUUGUAUCAAAUGUGUGUGCUUUGCAUACUGGUUCAUUUAAUUUAGCAACCACGAAGUACAACCUGGAGUUGCUAAGUAAAGCGAAUAGUGAAAUUGAAGUAGCCAUUAGUGAUUAUCACACAAGCCCUUGGACACCUGCCACUGUGAAUGAUGUGUCGUCUUCUCUGUUCUGUAAUCUGUUCUGCUCCGUGUUUAGUAAUUGGUUGUCUUCCAUUGAAAUCUUGGUGUGCUGUAUACCUUAUUGAUGUGCCAUUGCUUUAUUUUUAUCUUUUAUCUUCGUUGUAUCUUUUAUGUGUGGAAGUGUACCAGUGGCCAGUCGGUCAGCAACUGGUGCCAUCAAAUGACUAUUGAUUAGGUAUUUCAUGCGUUUAUGCAUUCCAUUUGUGUAUCGUAGUAGUACAGCCAGGUAGCUGUGCCCACGUUUUUGCCAAAGAAAACCCUUAUUUAUUUUAUACCCAAUUAUUUUUCUAUUUUUUAUGCGCACGGGAGGUCUUGCCAAUUCCUUUUAGCUCACUCGCCUUGGACAAUUGCAGCCUGGCUUUCCCAGGAUUGUGAUGUGUAUAUGCAUUGGAAAAUUUUAGUGCCUACAUUGAAAGAUGAACUGCACCGACUUUAAUGAUGAUUCAGUGUAAUGUUGGCUGCGAUCAGCCAAGGUUUUCAGGUUAGUGCCUAUUGCUUGCCGGAAAUAUUGUGGUAUUGUGCAUGCGUGAAUGCCAGAUAAAUAUUUACUUCAGAACUUUGUGAGGCACAGAAAAUUUACAAUCUGUAAAAUAAAAAGUUGUUUUGUGCCUUUUUAAAUAUGAAAAUCUGUGUUCAACAUUUUUUCGUAGAGGAGUCAAUAAUUUCUUAAAAAACAUUUCGAAAGGUUGCAGAAACAGUCUGAGUGAAAUAAUAUUAAGUUUUGAAAGGCAGAUGUAUUUUUGGGAUAGUGAUGUUUGGUGUUUUGAACUGUGCGCGUUGUUGUUCGCCAACACAUACAAAAAGGAAAGGGCGCCUCUAGACAAUUGCCUCACACAAACAAGGAAAUUGGAUGUGGAAAUGAGU